Molecule: messenger RNA, 757 nt
Organism: Jatropha curcas
Lineage: Eukaryota; Viridiplantae; Streptophyta; Magnoliopsida; Malpighiales; Euphorbiaceae
Product: 18.8 kDa class II heat shock protein
Source: RefSeq, a predicted model, not a curated record
UCCUAUUACAAACUUGAAAACCCAAUUCUCGGCUACUCUAGAGAUUUCUCACACCCCGUUCUCGCUGUAUAAAUUCAUCUGACAUUUCUGCACUCUUACCCAGUAGCCUUGCACAACAAACUGACAAACAAACAAACCCUCUAGCCAUGGAUUUGAGAAACUUUGGCUUCAACUCUCCCCUGUUUUCCAUGCUGGAAGACAUGCUCGAUUUCCCUGAAGAGCACGAAAAAUCCCGAAACAACCCAUCACGUGCCUAUGUCCGCGACGCCAAGGCCAUGGCAGCGACACCGGCAGAUGUGAUGGAGUACCCUAAUUCUUACGUGUUUGUUGUUGACAUGCCUGGAAUCCAGAGCAGCGAGAUCAAGGUCCAGGUGGAGAACGACAACGUUUUGGUGGUGAGCGGAGAGCGAAAGAGAGAUAAAGAAAAGGAUGAUAAGGAUGGCGUUAAGUAUUUGAGGAUGGAGAGGAGGGUUGGUAAGUUUAUGAGGAAAUUUGCAUUGCCUGAUAAUGCUAAUAUGGAAGCUAUAACGGCUGUUUGUCGAGAUGGAGUGCUCACUGUGACUGUGGAGAAGCUGCCGCCGCCGGAACCCAAGAAGCCUAAGACUAUUGAAGUUAAAGUGGCGUAGUUAGAGAAGGGAGUCUCUUUCUGAGUUGUGAUUAUCUAUCAGUGUGUUUGAUGUUUUUUAGUGGUAUGGAACGUAAUGUUUUUAUGAAUAAAUUUGAACGAUUUGAGCUAUAAUUACAUGAUACUUAUAUA